This is a messenger RNA of Phytophthora sojae, 3177 nucleotides long. RefSeq lists its product as hypothetical. The coding region runs from base 1 to 3177 and encodes 1058 amino acids. NCBI's taxonomy places the organism in Eukaryota, Oomycota, Peronosporomycetes, Peronosporales, Peronosporaceae. The record is from RefSeq and is a predicted model, not a curated record. The transcript is spliced from 2 exons.
AUGGUGGCUAUGGCUCUACGGGCAUUCGUCUGCGUGCUGCUGGUCGCCGUUCAUCGGGUUGCAUCGGACAACGCCGUACAAUUCAGCGAUACUUUCGGAGGCCCCCAUGGGACUGAAUUCUCGGACGAAGCCUCGGUAGUCGCCGGAGAGACCGUGAGCUUCAUCACCAUUCGUGCCGGUGCUCGCGUGGACGGCAUUUCAAUGGGUGUGUCGUCGCCUACAGCCCAGACGUUCACGCACGGAGGAAGUGGCGGGACGGACAACACGCUCACGCUCGCGACGGGCGAGUACAUCACGUCGAUGGUCGCCCAUUGGGGCAAGAAGGACGGCCACACUCGGAUCUUCUACCUCAGCUUCGGUACAAGUGCUGGCAACUCGAUCUCAGGUGGAACGCAGACCGACUCGGCCGGAUCCACGACGGCCCCCGAGGGUUACCAGCUUGCAGGGUUCUACGGUCAAGACGGCGACGAGAUCGAUCUACUCGGUGCGAUCUGGGCGAGCAUUGAUGCGACGACGGAGAGCCCCGCCACGGUCGCCCCUACCAACGAUUCGUCAGCAUCCGCUUCCACGUCGGUAGAGCAGAAUUCUGUGGACCAAACGGACCUGUCAACGUCCGUGGAGCAGAAUUCCGUGACCCAAACGGACUUGCCACCAGCUUCUUCAACGGGUUCAUCGGCUCAAAGCUCGGGGAUGGAUGACGGGACACUCAUUGUAUCUGAAUCUCCGAGCACCACUGCUCCAGCUUCAGCUUCCUCGGGAUCUGCUACUCGCCUAAGCCAAAGCUUCGGUGGACCUCACGGCACGGAAUUCUCGGACUUGUCGCUGGCGACAUCGGGCCAAACGAUCACCUCUCUCACGAUUCGUGCGGGAGACCGCGUCGACGGCCUCACUCUACAAGUGUCAGCCCCGACGGCGCAGACCUUCACCCACGGCGGAACUGGGGGGUCGGACAACACUCUCACGCUCGAGUCAGGCGAGUACAUCACGUCCAUGGAGGUUCACUGGGGCCAAAAGGACGGGCACACGCGCAUUUUCUACUUGAGUUUCGGUACGAGCGCUGGCAACAUGGUUUCUGGAGGAACUCAAACGGAUCAAAGUGGCUCGGUGAGCGCACCUGACGGGUAUCAGCUGGGCGGGUUCUUCGGCCGUGACGCGACCUUCUUGGUGCGAUCUGGACGAGUAUCGACGCCAUUACGGCAAGCUCUGGAAGCUCAGCCACCACCACGACUUGACCUGUACGGCGGUCCCCACGGCGUCGCGUUCUCUGACAUCAACUCCAUCAAGUUCCAGCAAACGGUGAGCUCUAUUACGAUCCGCUCUGGUGACCGUGUGGAUGCCGUGACGCUGCAGGUCACCGCACUGGUAGAGGUUACCAUGAACCACGGAGGCUCAGGAGGAACCGAUGCUACGCUCACACUUGGGGUUGGGGAGUAUAUCACAUCCAUGGAGGCUCAUUGGGGCAAGAAGGACGACCACACGCGGGUGUUCUACCUGAAUUUCGUCACGAAUUUCGGCAACUCCAUCUCUGGAGGAACUCAGACUGAUGACAAGGCCACUGCUACCGCCCCUGAUGGGUUCCAACUCGCUGGGUUCUACGGUCGCGCGGAGGAUGAAGUUGAUCAGCUUGGUGCGAUCUGGACGAGGAUCUUAGCCACGGACCUAUCGCUGUCCGAUGAAGAGACGAGCUCGAGUCUAAUUUACGGAACUACCAUCCGAAACUGGGUGGGCCCCACCAUCGGCGAGUCCAGCGACACGGCGUGCUACCGGAAGUCGGUAGCUUACAACACUACCAAUAUUUGUCCGCUGGGAUAUGGCAAAGACGGUAGCGACUGUGUGGCUCAAUGCCCAUUGUCGUACCCGGUCUCAUGCUCAUUGGAGUGUAUCCCUCAGAACGACGACUGCGCGCUCGAGGUGCUCUCAAAGAUCGGAUCCGUCGUCACUGUGGCUCUAAACGCUGCUACUGCCGGCGUCUUUGGAGAAAUCUACGCAACGUACAAGACCGCCAAGUGGGCUAUCACCUGUGCCGCGAAUAUUAUCACAGUGAUCCGCGGUCUCAUCUACUACCUCCGGUACAGACAAACGUCGGCGCCUGAAGGAGACACAGCGGAACUGCUCGUCGUAGCCUACCAGCUCGACGUGGUGUUGUACGAUCUCCCCGUGGCUGUCUGCACUUGUCUCGGCCUACCCGUUCCCAAGAACGCCAAGUUUGCUGAUAUUGUGCUGAAGGUUGUGGAGGGUAUUGUGAAGCAAGCCAUCACCAACGGCGACGAGAUCGUCUCGACUGCUGAGAACGUGCUGAACCUCCUUACGGGUACUGGGGCUCUGAACACGACCGACUCGACCGUCGAUGAGCUCCAGGACCUCAUGGAUACCAACUCGAGCUGCGGUUAUGAGCUCAAACGCUUGACGGAUCACGUCGUCCGCUCGGUUAAUGAGAUCAGCAACGCAACCCCCGGAGUCAAUGUGGAUGAUAUUCGAGUAACGGUGUACCAGUCGUCCAUCGUGCUGAACGGCAUCCCUGCUGUGACCAACUACUGCAUGGGGGAGCUUCUGGCCAACAAGACGCUCACAGCAGCGUACGAGACGCGCGAUAUGCUGCGGACAACGUUCGGGGUUAUCAUCGACCAGCUCAUUGAGACCGGCACGACGGAUAUGGGCGAAUCGGUUGCGGAAGACGAGUACAUGCUCAAGGUGUCGAACAUGGGGCUUGUUGCCUUGUCGAUGAUUGACCCGACGGGUAUCGCGUACAUGGCGUCGCAGUUCGUGCAGCCGAUUUGUGGACCGACAGCAUAUUUGGGCGAGAUCGACGACGGCACGCUCUACGACGCUCUCGGACUUACGACGGUGGACGAGGCGUUCGAAGGAAGUUACGGCACGUGGACCAAGAAGGGAGACGGAGUUGUCCACCUCAGUUUGGAGAGUGUGGACACCGAAGACGUGACGGUGGUGGUCCACUCGGGAGGCGACACGUACGCUGAGGUGAAAGUCGGAGCGGGCGAGACUGUGACCUGGGACGCCACAAUCCCGGAGCUGCAGGACAAGACCAUGUACAUCGAUCGCUGGCGUCCGGGCCUUCUGGGUCUGCCUGGAUCCGGAGGAGGUUCGCUGGUGCUCUGGAUCCCUCGGUCAUCGCAGGGCGGCCACAUCGACAUGCACGUGCGUAUCAACGUUAGUUAA